CCUCCCUUUCCUUUCCCUCCUCCAUAGGGUUUCUCUGUCCCCCGCCUCCUCCCCCAACUUUGUUUAGAGUGAGAGAAAAUACCACACGCACACACAAGUAAUCUGUAGAGAGAGAGAGGAUAUAUACAUAUAAAUAGAGAGAGAAGGAUUAUGGCUCAGUCACUGGAACUGCUGUUGAUUCAGUUCUUGAUGCCUGACAACGAUGCACGGAGGCAAGCGGAGGACCAGAUUAAGCGGCUGGCCAAGGAUCCGCAGGUGAUUCCGGCCCUGGUCCACCACCUCCGCACGGCCAAGACCCCCAAUGUGCGCCAGCUCUCGGCUGUGCUCCUCCGCAAGAAGAUCACCGGGCACUGGGCCAAGCUCUCCCCUCAGCUCCGUCAGCUCGUCAAGCACUCCCUCAUCGAAAGCAUCACCCUCGAACACAGUCCACCAGUCAGGCGAGCGAGUGCAAAUGUGGUGAGUAUCAUUGCAAAGUAUGCUGUUCCAGCUGGAGAGUGGCCUGAUUUGUUGCCAUUUUUAUUCCAGUGCAGUCAGAGCCAACAAGAAGACCACAGAGAAGUGGCAUUGAUCCUUUUCAGCUCUUUAACCGAAACAAUCGGAAAUUCAUUCCAGCCACAUUUUGCAGACUUGCAAUCUCUUUUACUCAAGUGCCUUCAGGAUGAGACCAGUAACAAAGUUAGAGUUGCCGCACUAAAGGCAAUUGGCUCUUUCCUUGAGUGCACUCAUGAUGGGGUUGAAGUGGUCAAGUUUCGAGAGUUCAUUCCUAGCAUUUUAAAUGUAUCAAGACAAUGCCUUGCCUCUGGUGAAGAGGAUGUGGCUGUAAUUGCUUUUGAAAUUUUUGACGAGCUGAUUGAAUCUCCUGCACCUCUUCUUGGGGAAUCAGUUAAGGCCAUAGUGCAGUUCUCUCUUGAAGUUUGCUCUAGUCAGAAUUUGGAAACUAGCACUCGGCAUCAGGCUAUCCAAAUAAUUUCAUGGCUUGCAAAGUACAAAUCCAAUACCCUUAAAAAGCACAAGCUGGUCAUUCCUAUCCUGCAAGUUAUUUGUCCACUGCUUGCUGAAGCUUCCGAGAAUGAUAAUGAUGAUGAUCUUGCACCGGAUCGUGCGGCUGCUGAAGUUAUUGAUACCAUGGCUUUAAAUCUUUCGAAACAUGUGUUCCCGCCUGUCUUUGAAUUUUCUUCUUUGAGCAGUCAGAGUGUUAAUCCGAAGUUUCGGGAAGCAUCAGUUACAGCAUUAGGUGUUAUUUCAGAGGGUUGUUUGGAAUUGAUGAAAAAUAAAUUGGAGCCAGUUCUUCAGAUAGUCUUGGGGGCUCUCAGAGAUCCUGAACAAAUGGUAAGGGGGGCUGCAUCAUUUGCACUGGGUCAAUUUGCAGAGUAUUUGCAGCCUGAGAUUGUGUCUCACUAUGAAAGUGUUCUUCCUUGCAUUCUAAAUGCUCUGGAGGAUGCCUCUGAUGAAGUAAAGGAAAAAUCAUACUAUGCUCUGGCAGCAUUUUGUGAGAACAUGGGUGAAGAAAUACUUCCUUUUGUUGAUCCUCUGAUGAUAAAAUUGCUUGCAGCUCUUCAGAAUAGCCCCCGUCAUUUGCAGGAGACAUGCAUGUCUGCAAUCGGUUCAGUUGCAUCUGCUGCGGAGCGAUCCUUCAUUCCAUACGCUGAAAGGGUUCUGGAGUUGAUGAAAAUAUUCAUGGUGCUGACAAAGGACGAGGACCUCCGGUCACGAGCAAGGGCAACUGAAUUAGUUGGCAUAAUCGCAAUGUCUGUGGGGAGAAAGCGGAUGGAACCAAUUUUACCCCCUUUCAUUGAAGCCUCCAUAGCUGGGUUUGGGUUGGAGUUCAGUGAACUUCGGGAAUACACUCAUGGCUUCUUCAGCAACAUAGCAGAGAUUUUGGAUGAUGGAUUUGCGCAGUACCUUCCGCAUGUAGUACCUCUAGCAGUUUCCUCCUGCAAUCUUGAUGAUGGAUCUGCUGUGGAUAUUGAUGAAUCCGAGGAUGAGAAUGUUAAUGGAUUUGAUGGAGUUUCCUCUGAUGAUGAAGCUCAUGAUGAACCAAGGGUUCGAAAUAUCAGCAUAAGAACUGGAGUAUUGGAUGAGAAGGCUGCUGCAACUCAGGCCCUUGGCUUAUUUGCUUUGCAUACAAAGAGUUCCUUUGCACCCUAUUUGGAGGAGUCAUUGAAGAUUUUGGUUAGACAUUCAACCUACUUUCAUGAGGAUGUUCGGCUUCAGUCCAUUACUUCAUUGAAACAUAUUUUGACAGCUGCCCAAGCCAUAUUCCAAUCUCAACAUGAAGGGCCAACGAAGGCAAGAGAAGUCUUAGAUACUGUAAUGAACAUUUAUAUCAAGACGAUGACUGAAGAUGAUGACAAGGAAGUUGUCGCUCAAGCUUGUAUGAGCAUAUCUGACUUUAUCAAAGAUAAUGGAUACAUGGCGAUUGAACCAUAUAUUGUCCGGCUUGUUGAAGCAACAAUGAUAUUGCUUAGAGAGGAAUCAGCUUGUCAGCAAACAGAAUCUGAUGGUGAAAUUGAUGAUGAUGAUACUGAACAUGAUGAAGUGCUAAUGGAUGCAGUUUCUGACCUCCUUCCUGCCUUUGCGAAGUCCAUGGGGUCCCAAUUUGCCCCCAUCUUUGAGAAUAUGUUUGGUCCUUUAAUGAAAUUUGCGAAAGCUUCUCGCCCACCACCGGAUCGGACCAUGGUGGUUGCAUGUCUUGCAGAAGUUGCUCAGCAUAUGGGAGCUCCAAUUGCAGGAUAUAUUGAUGCUGUAAUGCCCUUGGUACUCAAAGAACUACUAUCAUCGGUGGCAACUAAUAGGAGGAAUGCUGCGUUUUGUGUUGGAGAGCUGUGCAAAAAUGGCGGUGAUUCUGUUCUAAAAUACUAUGGCGAUGUACUACGUUCACUUUAUCCACUGUUUGGGGAUUCUGAGCCAGAUGAUGCUGUUAGGGAUAAUGCAGCUGGUGCAGUGGCAAGGAUGAUAAUGGUCCACCCUGAAUCCAUUCCUUUGAAUCAGGUGAUUCCUGUUUUCUUGAAAGUUCUACCUUUGAAAGAAGAUCGCGAGGAAUCCGCGGCUGUCUACAGUUGUGUGUGUAAUCUUGUUCUUUCAUCUAAUCCCCUGAUACUGUCUCUAGUACCAGAGUUGGUAAAUAUUUUUGCCCAAGUUGCAGUAUCACCUGAUGAAACCUCUGAAGCCAAAUCUAAUAUAGGGAGGGCUUUCUCACACCUGAUAUCUCUAUAUGGGCAUCAGAUGCAGCCCAUUUUGAGCAGUCUUUCACCAACACAUGCUAAUGCCUUGGCUGCAAUUGCUCCGAAAAGUUGACACUUCAUCAGGCCUUCUGGCAUUCUACUUUUUGAGUGGAUUUUUUCUUCAGUUAUGAGUUCGGUUCUCAGGGUUGGUUUGUUUCAUCAAUUUGGAGUUGAAGAUUUUGAACAGGUUUUGGUUGCCUUCUGGCUGUUACCCAAUUUUUUCAGGCUUGAAGACACUGCUUACUCUUUUAGUAUUUAUGCUUUCAUUUUUUCAACCUUAUUUUUUUGUAAUUUAUGGUUAUAGGCUUGGGUGUUGUGUUCAUUAUAUUCAUAUGUUUGCUGAGCUUAAGUAGCUGAGAAAUUGUGUUUUUUUGUGAAGAUGUGUAAAUUGCAACUUGCCAUAGUCUCAAUGACUUUUUUUGUCAA
Rhododendron vialii is the source of this 3650-nucleotide messenger RNA. RefSeq lists its product as uncharacterized. Gene Ontology annotation, biological process: protein import into nucleus. NCBI's taxonomy places the organism in Eukaryota, Viridiplantae, Streptophyta, Magnoliopsida, Ericales, Ericaceae. Bases 151 to 3297 code for a protein of 1048 amino acids. Gene Ontology annotation, cellular component: nucleus; cytoplasm. The transcript has 21 exons. The record is from RefSeq and is a predicted model, not a curated record. Gene Ontology annotation, molecular function: nuclear import signal receptor activity; small GTPase binding.